AUGUCCCUCGACCCACAACAACUCCAACAAAUCAUCUCCUUCGCGAUGGACAACUGGACCACUGCCACCUACAUCAGCAAUGAGCUGCGGCCAAGAUACCCCAUGGAGGCCACUGGGACAAUCGGCACCUCGAUUGAUCAUUCCACACGAAGUACUGCCAAUGGUGGACACGAUCCUCCCAUAUGCUGCAAAAGGCAACAACGCAACGCCACACAAAACCUCUUACUCAUUCAAGUACUGGAGCAAAGUCAAGGAGAGACUGCAAUGAUGAUGGACAUUCAAGAACCUUCAAAUCCCAUCAUCGAAGCAAGAAAUACGCCAUCAUACUCUAACUUUGCGGAAACAUUGAUGGAUGUCAUGUCUUCCAACCAGCAGCAUCGGCAGACCCUAGGAGAACAGCUGUAUGCAGUCAAAGAAGAAGUCACACGACCUCCUGGACCAGCCUCUGAGGUACUGGAAGAGAUUCAACGGGAAGAAGUGCUACAAGAGAUACUGAACUUGAUUGGAAGACCUGCAGCACAAGUUAGGCAAGCAUCUAUCUAUUGA
Molecule: messenger RNA, 546 nt
Organism: Seminavis robusta
Lineage: Eukaryota; Bacillariophyta; Bacillariophyceae; Naviculales; Naviculaceae
Source: the annotation of a GenBank genome assembly